AUGUUGAAUAACAACAGAUUCUACACUGACAGUAACAUAAGAAACAUCUUGUUCUCUGGAGUGGGCAUUGGGAUCUCAGCCAACAGCUUCCUUCUUCUCUUCCACAUCCUCAUACUCAUUGGAGGGCAUAGGCCCAGACUCAUUGACCUGUACAUUGGUCUCUUGUCCCUAACCCAACUACUGAUGCUGAUGACUAUGGGACUCGUAGCUGUGGACAUGUUUAUGUCUCAGGGAGAAUGGGAUGCCAUCAUGUGUAAAUCCCUCAUCUACCUGAACAGGAUUUUCAGAGGCCUCUCCCUUUGUGCCACCUGCAUGCUGAGUACCCUCCAGGCCGUCAUCCUCAGCCCCAGAACCUCCUGUUUGCCAAAAACAAAAACAAAAAACAAAAAACAAAACAUAUCUCAUGCCUGGCGAGAAUGGGAUGCCAUCAUAUGUAAAUCCCUCAUCUAUUUGCAUAGCAUUUUGAGAGGCCUCUCCCUCUGUGCCACCUACAUGCUGAGUACCCUCCAGGCCGUCAUCCUCAGCCCCAGAACCUCCUGUUUGGCAAAGUUCAAGCGUAAAUCACCACAGCACCAUUUGUGUUUCCUUCUUUCCCUGUGGGUCUUCUAUAUGACCACUAGCAGUCACUUCUUAAUAUCCAUUAUUGCCACCCCCAAUAUGACCUCAGGUAACUUUAUGUAUGUCACUCAGUCUUGCUCCCUUCUAGUUAUGAGUUAUUCCACAAAACACACAUUUUCCACACUGCUGGCCUUCAGGGAAGCCUUCCUUAUAGGUCUCAUGGCCCUCUCAAGUGUUUACAUGGUGACUGUCCUGUGCAGGCAUAAGAAGCAGUCCCAGCAUCUUCGAAACACCGGCCUUUCUUCAGUAGCAUCUCCAGAGCAAAGGGCCACCCGGAUCAUUCUGCUGCUCAUGGGUUUCUUCGUGGUUCUGUACAUUUUGGACAUCGUUAUCUUCUACUCAAGAACAAAGAUGAAGGAUGAUCCAGUGCUUAACUGUGUCCAGAUUCUUGUGUCCCAUUGCUAUGCCACAGUCAGCCCUUUUGUGUUCAUCAGUACUGAAAAACGUAUAAUUCACUGUUUGAGCUUCAGGAAGCUUCACCGGUGA
Messenger RNA from Nannospalax galili (Upper Galilee mountains blind mole rat), 1104 nucleotides. RefSeq names its product vomeronasal type-1 receptor 41-like. Gene Ontology annotation, molecular function: pheromone receptor activity. NCBI's taxonomy places the organism in Eukaryota, Metazoa, Chordata, Mammalia, Rodentia, Spalacidae. The transcript has 3 exons. The coding region runs from base 1 to 1104 and encodes 367 amino acids. The record is from RefSeq and is a predicted model, not a curated record. Gene Ontology annotation, cellular component: membrane. Gene Ontology annotation, biological process: G protein-coupled receptor signaling pathway.